Cylicocyclus nassatus is the source of this 2652-nucleotide messenger RNA. NCBI's taxonomy places the organism in Eukaryota, Metazoa, Nematoda, Chromadorea, Rhabditida, Strongylidae. The record is from the annotation of a GenBank genome assembly.
AUGCAGCGACUUUUCGGUGAACGAGUGCCUCAAAUCCAGGCACUUGCUUCAUCAGCGUCUCCGCCCGCUUCCGCCGAACUUCUGCCAUGGAUAAGAAAAAAUGAAAUUGGAGGAGACGCUGUUAUAGAAACGCCUUUUGGAAGACGACAAGCCAUCUACUGCGACUACACAGCCUCGGGGCGUGCUAUUCGUCCCAUCGAGGAUUAUAUUGGGGAUAAUGUGCUCCCUCUAUAUGGAAAUACGCAUAGUACAGUGACGGUAACAUCUGAGCAGACUACCCUGUUGGUUCAUAAUGCGAGACAAGAAAUUCGGUCAAUGACUGGUGCUGGUGACGGAGAUAGCGUGAUUUUCAUUGGAACGGGUACCACAGCUGCCGUAGAAUUGCUAAUUCACCUGUUGCAGCCAGAAAAACUGGUCGUCAUCAACUUCAUCCACGAGCACCACUCCAACUUACUACCAUGGCGGUCGAUUGCAAAAGCUUGUUAUUCUGUGAAGGAAGCCGUAGAUGGAACAGCAAAUAUUGGCGACUUGGUCCAUGUACUGGAGAAAUCUCGCAAAGCUUAUCCAGACUGCCAAAUUUUAGCAGCUUUUAGCGCUUGUUCAAAUAUCACUGGAAUAUGCCAGGAUGUACAGAAAAUCACUGCCAUUGCCAAAAGGUAUAAGGCGAUAGUUGUAUGGGACUACGCAUCGGCUGCACCUUACGUUGAUAUUAACGUAAAUGGAACACAGCCGCUGGACGCAGUGUUUUUCUCUGGUCAUAAGUUUGUUGGAGGCGUUUCUACCCCUGGAGUACUCGUUGUCAAAAAAUCCUUGAUACGAGCUACAAAACCCAAGAGAAUCGGUGGAGGAACGGUGUUUUUCGUGACCCCGACCGGAGAGUGGUACUUAAAAGAUGCCGAAUAUCGUGAAGAAGGUGGCACUCCGGACAGUGUGGGCAUAAUUCGACUUGCGCUAGCUGUAAAAUUGAAGAGGGCAAUCGGAGAACAAACUAUAAUUGCUAGGGAAGCGCAUAAGUCUCAAAGAUUCCUCGAAGGCUUGCAAAAAUGCGACAAUGUGGUGUUAUUAGGAGCUCCGACGGUUAGGAAUAGACUUGCAGUUUUUUCAUUCCUUGUGAAGGAUCCCAUUUCUGGACUAUUUUUCCAUCAUAACUACAUCACUGCUUUGUUAAAUGAUUUAUUCGGCGUACAGUCCCGUGCUGGAUGCAUGUGUGCUGGGCCUUACGCAGAAUUUUUACUGGGUAUUGAUGAGCAGCUAGCUGCGCAAUACCUGGCUUCACUACGUGAGGCUGAAGCACUAGAUCGAACGCAUCUUCGAAGAGUUGGAGAACAUUCCUGUAAAGAAGUGCUUAGACCAGGAUUCACAAGGAUGUCCAUUCCUUAUUUCUGGUCAGAUGAGCAGGUAGAUCAUCUUGUCGACUGUAUCCGCUUUGUGUCCGAACGAGCAGCUGACUUCAUACACUUGUACCAACUAAAUUGUGAGAGCGCCAAGUGGCAUCAUGAUAAACAACGCACUUUUCACGCUCGAAAGUUAGAUUAUGUAUCAUUCACCAAGCAUGGUAUGGUGGUUGAAGAGGAGAAGAGGGAUACAUCCGAUCCUGUGCUACCCGAAAAGUCAAUUGAAGAGGCUAAACAGCUAGCUGAUGAGAGCCUGGAGGCAUUAAAAAAGACCGUUGUGCCCGAUGGCAGAUUUGCGAUCGACGAACGUCACGCUCAUCUGCGCUGGUUUGUGCUCCCCAUUGAGGUGACUGAACGCGCAAUGGGAAAAUCUGUAGACUAUCCAAAUCUGCCUUUUGUACCACGAAAGUACCCGAAAAUAGUUGCAGAGAUGAAUGGAGUAGGAACUGAAUUGCAAACCUCAUCCAAUGAGCAAAUCAAUGGAGAUAGCAUUGCUGCAAAACGCGAUACAGAGCCCGGAUUUCGUGAGGAUACAGGAGACUGGGAGAUAAUCGACAAACACUUUGAAGACAAUUGUGUUCCUUGCAGUUCUGAUGUAGCUCAGUGCUCUCCGGAUUCAGCUGAACGAGGCAAUGAAAGAUGGGGGGGCCUUGGUACCGAUGAGAAUCCUGAAGAGGCUAAGGAUUCGGAUGACCAUAAGAGGGUUACGGAACUUAUACAUGGCUUGGAUAUGAUAAAGAAAAUGUGCAUCUUCUCAGCAUGUGGUCAAAUUGUCUUUGGAGUUGUGAUGGUCGGUUGCUUAAUACUCACAGCUGUCCCAACAUUCAAUGGGAAGAUGCUCAAAUGGGGUUGUAUAAAAGACAUCAAGAAUUGUGAGGAUUCAACGGAUCAUGAGGGCUAUUUGAAAACUGUAGCGAUAUUCAUGUGCUUGGCAUUGCUCUUCGAAAUAAUUGCUCUGGCUUGGAAUGUGUUCACAUUCUUUGCAUGCUGCUGCAAAAAGUAUCUGACACGUCCGUUGGUUAUUCUUUCGCUCAUUGCCACCAUUAUGCUUCUGAUUGCGGUGAUCAUCUAUGGAGUGAACAACAAAGAUAGUAUAAAGAAGCCAUUCUGGCUGUCGAUCUGCGCUCUUGUGCUGGCCGCUGUCGACACAGUAAUCGCAGCCCUAGUGUGCUUAGGAAAGCGGAGACUGUACAAAGACAGCAGAGUCUACAAAAUAAAUGAUGUUUACAGAUCGGACUCUAUUCGUCAAAAGAAAUAA